GGUGGAGUAUUGGCUGGAGAGUUUGUGAAAAGUUCUGAGACGAGCAGGAGGAAGUGGGGACCGACCAGUUGAGCACCACCAGAGGCCGGGGAGCGAGGGGGUCUCAAGUGACCCCUGGGAAACUCCGGUGUCGGAAAGGAGCCGAGCGCCUACAUGAAAGGAGGAACCUUCUCGGAAGUUCGCCCCUACCUGAGCCGGGAACUCCAGCUUCAGGAUCCGCGGCGCUUUCCCCGCGUGCUGGCUCGGUGGCCGCGUCUACACACGACCCGUGAGGAUCCGGAUGGCCGUGAGGUGGACCUGGGCAGGCAAGAGCUGCCUGCUGCUGGCCCUUUUAACACUGGCUUAUAUUCUGGUGGAGUUCUCAGUCUCCACUUUGUAUGCCUCUCCAGGAGCCGGCGGUGCCAGGGAGCUGGGGCCAAGGCGGCUCCCGGACCUUGAUACAAGGGAAGAGGAUUUGUCUCAGCCUCUUUAUAUAAAGCCCCCUGCAGAUUCCCAUGCUCUUGGGGAAUGGGGGAGAGCAAGCAAACUCCAGCUCAACGAGGGGGAACUGAAGCAGCAAGAAGAACUUAUUGAGAGAUAUGCCAUCAACAUUUACCUCAGUGACAGGAUCUCCCUGCACCGCCACAUAGAGGAUAAAAGAAUGUAUGAGUGUAAAGCCAAGAAGUUCCACUACAGGUCGCUCCCCACCACCUCCGUUAUCAUCGCCUUCUAUAACGAAGCCUGGUCCACUCUGCUUCGGACCAUUCACAGUGUUUUAGAAACUUCUCCAGCUGUGCUUUUAAAGGAGAUCAUCUUGGUGGAUGACUUGAGUGAUAGAAUUUAUUUGAAGGCGCAACUUGAAACUUACAUCAGCAACCUGGAGAGAGUUCGCUUGAUUAGAACCAAUAAGAGAGAGGGGCUGGUCCGGGCCCGUCUAAUUGGGGCCACUUUUGCCACCGGGGAUGUCCUCACUUUCCUGGAUUGUCACUGUGAGUGUAACACUGGUUGGUUGGAACCACUUUUGGAGAGGAUCAGUAGAGACGAAACCGCAAUCGUAUGUCCUGUCAUCGACACUAUUGACUGGAACACUUUCGAAUUCUACAUGCAGACCGGGGAGCCCAUGAUUGGUGGGUUUGACUGGCGUUUGACCUUCCAGUGGCAUUCUGUCCCCAAACAUGAAAGGGACAGGCGAACGUCAAGAAUUGACCCCAUCAGGUCCCCCACCAUGGCAGGAGGACUGUUUGCUGUCAGCAAGAAGUAUUUUCAGUACCUGGGCACCUAUGACACUGGCAUGGAAGUCUGGGGAGGCGAAAACCUUGAGUUGUCUUUCAGGGUUUGGCAGUGUGGCGGCAAGCUGGAGAUCCACCCAUGCUCGCACGUGGGCCACGUGUUUCCCAAGCGCGCGCCCUAUGCUCGCCCCAACUUCCUACAGAAUACCGCGCGGGCGGCCGAAGUGUGGAUGGAUGAAUACAAAGAGCAUUUCUAUAACCGAAACCCCCCAGCUCGGAAAGAGGCCUAUGGCGAUCUUUCUGAAAGGAAGUUACUAAGGGAACGGCUGAAAUGUAAGAGCUUCGACUGGUAUCUGAAAAAUGUGUUCUCUAACUUACACGUCCCCGAGGAUAGACCUGGCUGGCACGGAGCCAUCCGCAGCAUGGGCAUCUCUUCCGAGUGCUUAGAUUAUAACGCUCCCGACAACAACCCUACGGGGGCUAAUCUUUCGUUGUUUGGAUGCCACGGUCAAGGAGGCAAUCAGUUCUUUGAAUAUACUUCAAACAAAGAAAUCAGAUUCAAUUCCGUGACUGAAUUAUGUGCAGAGGUCCCCCAACAAAAGGAUUAUGUAGGGAUGCAAAACUGCCCCAAAGACGGGCUCCCAGUUCCAGUGAACAUCAUUUGGCAUUUUAAAGAAGACGGAACGAUUUUUCACCCUCACACAAGACUGUGUCUUAGUGCUUACCGGACAGCCGAGGGCCGACCUAGUGUCCAUAUGAAAACGUGUGAUGCCCUUGAUAAAAACCAGCUCUGGAGGUUUGAGAAAUAGGCUAGCAGCAGAGCGCCUUCUCUUCGGGAGCUGACAGUAGCCUCCGGAAAGUCACCGUGCCCCAAGAUGACUGUAUUUUACCAGAAGUCACCUGGCAGCUGUCUGUAAGAACACUGGAAAGCCGUGGUUCAUCUGGGGAUAUCACUCUGAAGCUGGGUACACAGAGCACCGCUGCUCAAUAUCUCAAAGUGCCUUCUUUGCUCUCGGGUUGUUUUAUUUAAAAGCUUUGUCAAUAUGGUCUCCUGCAACUCCUUAAAGAAAGCUGCUGUGAACUGAGAUACACAAAACACUGAAGUAUGGGUGUAGCUUAGCAGUAGAAUGCUUAGCUAGCAUGUGCAAGACCCUGAGUCUGACCCACAGCACCACAAACUACAUGCAAGACUUAAUAUUUAGAACAUAAAAGUCCAGACAAAAUGGGGUAUGAUUCAUUCUGAUUUGUAAAUUCAUUGCAUGUACUUUUCUUUCUUCUUUUCUUUUCUCUUCUUUUCUUUAUCAAAACAUGUGAAUGUGUAAUUAGAACUAUUACUUUCUGAUUACAUUCUUUCAGCCAGCACAUUACAUUUUAGGUUUUUAAAAACCAACUUGUCUUUGGUAAAAUAAAAGUUGAAGAAAUUUGAUCUUGAGGAAAAGGCCUGGGGUUGAUAUAUGUUUCAUUGGAAGAGGGUCCUGGUCUUGAAUGCAAGUUUGGAGGUCUUAUUUUAUUUUAUUUUAUUUUGAGAUAGAUCUUAGGCAUCCCAGGCUGACCUUGAACUCCUGAGUCUUGCUUCCACCUCUCAAGUACUGGGAUUACAGGCGUGUGCCACCACAGGUGGUUUGGAGGUCUUUCUUGGCAGACAGGUAUCUCAGAAAGAUAGUGGGACAUUCACCUUCAGUUCUCUGUAACCGGGAGCCGUUGGAGUGAACUGGCCCAUAUCUCAACACCUCACAUCACCCCGCUCUGUAAGCUGCAUUCUCUGUGAACUUGUUUGUGAGUAAUGGGGCAUUUUCUGAUUGCACCUCCUUAGUUAUGGAUGUCCUAGAAUGAAGCUCAUUCAGAAGGCUGGGCCUCCCGUCCUUAAUGUCUAAUGGUUUGAAGUCAACACAAGUGAGACUUCCCCAAAGCCAACCCCAAAUGCCUUUACCGAAAUGUGUGAAACUGAAGUGGGCCAGCCCAGUUCUGCAGAGAGUGUUCAACUCCCCUCAGAGUGGGCGCUGACCUGGAAAUGGAGAGGCUUCCUCUUUAUUGCAGUGGGGGAAAGGCUGUCUUGGUCAUUGUUGAUUGGUGCCUUGGAGCUCCUGGAAAGCACAAGGCAGCCGGGCACCUGGGCAGCUCUUACCUUGUGUGAGCAGAUGUCUCAGCGGAAGGGGUUGUUUCUCUUGUUUGGGCCUCAGUUUCCUCUUCUGUCUCGCUGAGUUGGUCGGUGAGGAUCCCUAAAGGUCGAUUGCACCUCCCUCUGGGGCCCUCACCUCUAUGCAACUUGGAGAGAAGCACUUCUGUGUCUUUCCUUUUAACGUGGGUGGUGCUGAGUAGCUGGUCAGUUUCAGUUUGGAAGAUGGAAAGGCAAUUUUUAUAUUUACAUGAGCUGAGCUCCCCUGAAGUGGUGAGUUUCUCCCAGGAUAUCAUGAGAGCUAGUUUUCUACUCAUUUUAUUUUGACAACGGUUAGACUGAUUGUGCUUUUUUAAAAAAAAGUUUUCAACUUUCAAAGCAAUUCUUUUGACUAAGAGUAUAAAUAUUUCCCAAACUAAAUUAUUUCAGAAGUACACGUUUUGCCAUAUUUUGACUAGUUCCCUACUAACGUUUUAUCCAGACAGCACAGCCCAAAUUUUGGGAGUGAGUCUCAGGUUUUUGACUUUGAUUUGAAAAUGCAUGUUCCAUAGAGAACCAGCCCACAGGACUUCAUAGGAAAGUUGUUUUCAGGGUUCACUUGUCAGGAUGGAGAGGGGGAAGACUCUGAGUUUCAGUAGCUUGUUUAGGGUGACCAUUGAAAACAUGAAGGUUUGUGUGUACUUGUGGCUGUUUUGUUUCUCACUGAUUCUUAGAAUGAAAAUCUCUUACUACUUUUUUGUAAGUUACCUAGCAUCCUUACAGUUUAUGGACCACCCACCUGGCUAGAGAUUCCAUGAGCAAUGGUUGGCCCUGGGUUUUAUUUAAGGGAAAUAUACAUAAAUGCUCAUUCAGGAGGAAAUUCUCCAACAUGCAUUCUCACCUCGCCCCAUCCUUUUGCUGUUCUGGCUAAGCCCCGUGUCUGUCGCAUGAGAGAAUUAAAUGGAUGCAAUUGAGAAGGGACCAUUGAAAAUACUUUUACUUAGUAUCUCUGUGCCCCUAGCCAAAGAGAGACGAGGCUUUUAAGACUAGAGUAUUCCCUCCUGUGUUACCUGUCUCUCUAUAGGUGCUUAUGGCCCCUCGGUCCUUUUUAGGCUGGUAGAUUAUUUCUGUCUGUAAUUCAGAAGAAUAUAACUCAGAAUACUAUACAUAAUGAAGUAAACUGGAGUUGUGUUUUUAUAUGCAGACAUGGUCCAAUUUCAUUCCAAAAGCACACCAUAGUGAAACAUGCAAGAGACGCUUUCACUUAUUUCCAGUUUUUGGCCAACCACCCAAGUUCUCCAUUUUGCUGUAGAAUUUACAUGUUUAAAUGUUAGGAAAAUAUUUGAUGAGCAAGGAGUUUCCCAUUCUAUUGUUUACUUAAUCAGUCCUGUGAAUAGAUUGGCUCUAUGAGCAUCUUAGCACUUGUUUUAUUUUUAAAAUGGUAACAGAGUCAUCAGAAGGGUCUCUCUAACCGUAAACACCUUGUUUGUAAGGGAAAGUGUGUUUAUUCAGCCAGUAAAUAGUAGGCUCUUGCAUGUGCAUUGAUGUUAGCAGAUUGAAAUAUUCCAGGCAAAGGAUUUGUUUUUAAGUUGUAUACUCUCAGUUAUUUUAUUGUCUCAGUUUUAAUGAAUAAAAUUUAGAUUUGACUUGUCUUUUGGAAUUGCUGUUUUAACAAGAUUUCUGAAUGGGCACAAAGCUGAGGUCUAGAUUUCUGUCUUUUGAGCGGUGACUGUUUCUUUUUGUUAAUGGUGUCUGUAAUAUUGGCGAAGACAUGCAAUAAAAUGUAUGCCUAAUUAUUUUUGCAAACCAA
Molecule: messenger RNA, 5113 nt
Organism: Mus musculus (house mouse)
Lineage: Eukaryota; Metazoa; Chordata; Mammalia; Rodentia; Muridae
Gene: Galnt4
Product: polypeptide N-acetylgalactosaminyltransferase 4
Exons: 1
Coding region: 281-2017 (578 amino acids)
Biological process (GO): protein O-linked glycosylation via N-acetylgalactosamine
Cellular component (GO): Golgi membrane; Golgi apparatus; perinuclear region of cytoplasm
Molecular function (GO): manganese ion binding; polypeptide N-acetylgalactosaminyltransferase activity
Source: RefSeq, marked validated